This is a messenger RNA of Molossus molossus (Pallas's mastiff bat), 602 nucleotides long. Its product is annotated as E3 ubiquitin-protein ligase RNF187-like. The transcript is spliced from 4 exons. The record is from RefSeq and is a predicted model, not a curated record. NCBI's taxonomy places the organism in Eukaryota, Metazoa, Chordata, Mammalia, Chiroptera, Molossidae. The coding region runs from base 69 to 362 and encodes 97 amino acids.
CACCCGAGUGGGAGCCCGGCUGGAGGAAGGUGCUGCGUGGCAAGGAGAAUAAGGGGUCUGUGGAGAUCAUGAGGAAAGAUCUGAAUGAUGCUCGGGACCUGCAUGGCCAAGCCGAGUCUGCUGCGGCUGUGUGGAAGGGACAUGUGAUGGACCGCAGGAAGAAGGCCCUGACCGAUUACAAGAAGCUUCGGGCUUUCUUUGUGGAGGAGGAGGAGCGCUUCCUGCAGGAGGUGGAAAAAGAGGAAGGGUCCCCCGAGGAUGAGGAUGCUGACCCUGCAGAGAGGUUCAGGUCCUUCCUGCAAUCCCUGUUGGAGCUGGAGUGGAGGCACCGCAACCUGGGCCUCAGCAUGCUGCUUCAGUGAUGCCAGGCAGAGGAAGCUGGCUCGACCCUGACCCAGCCCCCAGAAGCUCCUCCAUUCGUCUCCUUCAGGACCCCGGAGGGUCUUCAUCUAGGUGUAGACUGGGCUUCGUACCGUAGAUGCCACUUUGGGUUGUCCCCUUGACAGUGUUGGUGUUUAUUUUCCUCGGGGGUUCAUGUUUCUGGGCUAUAAAAGCCAGCCUCACUGUGGAGACCUGAAAUGGUGGGGAGGCAUCAGUAACCA